CCCCAACUCUCCCCCGCUUCAACGGAAAAAAAAAGGGGUCGCGUCUCCUCGUCUCGUCGCCUCUUCCUCCUUCCAAUUCAUCUCGUCCUCUCUCUCGUAACUCGUAAAGAGAUCUCGUCUCGCCUCGGGAAUCCAACCAUUGCCGGCGAAGUAGAGAUCGGGAGGGCGGCGCCAUGAACAGGGGCGGCGGCGUCGGCGUCGGCGAUGAGAGCGGAAGCGACUACGAGAGCGGCGGCGGCAUGCGGAAGCCGCUGCUGAUGCACACGGGGAGCUGGUACAGGAUGGGGUCGCGGCAGGGGAGCCUCACCGGCGCGGGGACCUCGUCCAUGGCCAUCCUACGCGAGUCCCACGUCUCCGCCUUCCUCUGCACGCUCAUCGUCGCGCUCGGCCCCAUCCAGUUCGGAUUCACGGGGGGCUUCUCCUCCCCGACGCAGGACGCCAUCAUCCGAGACCUCGACCUCACCCUCUCCGAGUUCUCGGUGUUCGGAUCGCUGUCCAACGUCGGCGCCAUGGUUGGGGCGAUUGCCAGUGGUCAGAUGGCCGAGUACAUUGGGCGCAAAGGGUCAUUGAUGAUUGCUGCAAUUCCAAACAUCAUUGGUUGGCUUGCCAUCUCCUUUGCAAAAGACUCAUCGUUUCUUUAUAUGGGACGAUUGCUCGAGGGGUUUGGUGUUGGUGUCAUCUCUUAUACGGUGCCAGUUUACAUAGCAGAAAUAUCACCUCAAAACAUGAGAGGUGCUCUUGGCUCAGUGAAUCAGUUAUCUGUAACCGUUGGUAUAUUGUUGGCAUAUUUGCUCGGCAUGUUUGUUCCUUGGAGGCUUCUUGCUGUAAUAGGAAUCUUGCCUUGCACUGUGUUGAUACCUGGCCUAUUCUUCAUUCCAGAAUCCCCAAGAUGGUUGGCAAAGAUGAACAUGAUGGAUGAUUUUGAGACUUCUUUACAAGUUCUGAGGGGAUUUGAGACUGACAUCAGCGCGGAAGUGAAUGAUAUAAAGAGAGCAGUAGCGUCAGCAAACAAAAGGACAACGAUCCGUUUUCAAGAAUUAAACCAGAAGAAAUACCGCACACCCCUAAUACUAGGAAUUGGCCUACUUGUACUGCAACAGCUAAGUGGAAUCAAUGGAAUAUUGUUUUAUGCAGGUAGCAUCUUCAAAGCAGCAGGUCUCACAAACAGUGACUUGGCUACAUGUGCACUUGGUGCUAUCCAGGUUCUUGCUACAGGAGUUACAACCUGGUUAUUAGACAGAGCUGGCCGACGGAUCCUCCUUAUCAUCUCUUCUGCUGGGAUGACUCUAAGCCUCCUUGCAGUUGCUGUUGUAUUUUUCCUCAAGGAUAGCAUUUCACAAGAUUCUCACAUGUACUACACCUUAAGUAUGAUCUCCUUGGUUGCUCUUGUGGCUUUUGUAAUCGCCUUCUCCUUCGGUAUGGGUGCCAUUCCAUGGAUCAUAAUGUCAGAGAUCCUCCCGGUUAGUAUCAAGAGUCUCGCAGGAAGCUUUGCGACGCUCGCCAACUGGCUUACAUCCUUUGGAAUAACAAUGACAGCAAACUUGAUGCUUAGCUGGAGUGCUGGAGGGACCUUUGUGUCCUACAUGGUCGUGAGUGCUUUCACCCUCGUGUUCGUCAUCCUUUGGGUGCCAGAGACAAAAGGAAGAACUCUCGAAGAGAUACAAUGGUCCUUCCGCUGAGCCUUGUGGUCUUCGAAAAUAUGGCCAUUUUUUCAAGUACAAAGGGAAGGAUUGAUUUGCGCAUUUGCAAAUCUUGUGUAUUCUAUGUUCCGAGUCAAGUAUACUGGACAAAAAGCAAAGUAUUCUUUCUGUUCAUAUAUUCUUGUACAACAUUGUUUCACGUAUUCCAGAUCGACUUGCAAAGGCUUUUGUGCAGUGACACACUCGUGAUCUCAUCCUAAUUGCUUUUC
Molecule: messenger RNA, 1909 nt
Organism: Oryza sativa Japonica Group (Japanese rice)
Lineage: Eukaryota; Viridiplantae; Streptophyta; Magnoliopsida; Poales; Poaceae
Product: sugar transporter ERD6-like 6
Biological process (GO): transmembrane transport; carbohydrate transport
Cellular component (GO): membrane
Molecular function (GO): sugar transmembrane transporter activity
Source: RefSeq, a predicted model, not a curated record